AUGGCGCCACCGCCCGAGAUUGCGAUACCGUCGACGAGCGUCUCUGACGAAGGCUCAUCGAAGCCCUACACGCUAUACAACAUCAGUCUUCGCCUACCGCUGCGUUCCUUCAUCGUCCAGAAGCGAUAUUCCGAAUUCGACGCCCUCCACAGCGCCUUGGUCAGCCAAGUUGGCGCUCCACCGCCGUUGCCCCUGCCCGGCAAGCAUUGGCUCAGGUCGACCAUCAACUCGCCCGAGCUCACGCGAGAGCGACAGCUUGGCCUCGAAAAGUACCUGCGAGUGAUUGCGGAAUCGCCGGAUCGAAGAUGGCGAGACACCUCAGCCUGGAGAACGUUCUUGAAUCUGCCGAGUUCUAGCACGAGCAACUCUACAGUGUCGGCGGCAGGGAAGUGA
This is a messenger RNA of Trichoderma breve, 393 nucleotides long. RefSeq names its product PX domain-containing protein. The transcript has 2 exons. The record is from RefSeq and is a predicted model, not a curated record. The coding region runs from base 1 to 393 and encodes 130 amino acids. Gene Ontology annotation, cellular component: intracellular membrane-bounded organelle. NCBI's taxonomy places the organism in Eukaryota, Fungi, Ascomycota, Sordariomycetes, Hypocreales, Hypocreaceae. Gene Ontology annotation, molecular function: phosphatidylinositol binding.